GUCAGAUGCGACGUUCUAAGCGGAUGCGGUCGCCAGAUGGCUGGAUCGCGGAGUACAGCUGGGAGGAGAGGGUGGAGGUGCACAAAAGACCGAAGCGCAGCUCUCGCAGCGGGGAAAGAGAGCGGCAGCCCGGGAGAACUCAUCACUAUAAGACAUACGAAAGUUCAAAUGGUGUCAAGCGUGAUGAGAGAACCUUGAAGAGGUUGGAUGUGAAAGUUGUGGACUUUGGCAAUGCUACCUAUGACCACGAGCACCACACCUCUGUGGUGUCAACACGCCACUACAGAGCUCCGGAAGUUAUUUUGGAACUUGGCUGGAACCAGGCGUGUGACGUGUGGAGUUUGGGCUGUAUCCUGAUUGAGUUCUAUCUGGGAUUAACGUUAUUUCAGACUCACGACAGUAAGGAGCAUCUAGCAAUGAUGGAGAGGGUUCUAGGCCCCAUACCUGCACACCUGCUUCAGAAAACCAGGAAACGGCGUUAUGUGCAUCAUGACAAAUUGGACUGGGAUGAGCACAGCUCAGCAGGGAGAUACGUGAGGAAACACUGUAAACCUCUAAAGCAAUACAUGUCCUCUAAAACCCCGGAGCAUGAGCUGCUUUUUGACCUGCUGCAGAAGAUGAUGGAGUAUGAUUCUUCCAAACGAAUCACCCUGGAGCAGGCCAUUGGACAUCCCUUUUUCAACUCGAUAAGAAAAGAAAGAAAGUGACUUUGAGGCGACACAAAAUGAACCUUACUGCUCCCAGGGAGACUGCUGCUGACUGUAUCAGUCUGCUUUAAGACUGCCUGCAUCAUUACCUCUGUCUAUAUUUAUUGUCAAUUUGAUUAUAUGGGCCAAAUUUAUCUGUACUUUUGGCAAAUUAAACUUGAGUGCUUUGAAUA
This is a messenger RNA of Sinocyclocheilus grahami, 880 nucleotides long. Its product is annotated as dual specificity protein kinase CLK4-like. The coding region runs from base 6 to 707 and encodes 233 amino acids. The record is from RefSeq and is a predicted model, not a curated record. The transcript has 7 exons. Gene Ontology annotation, molecular function: ATP binding; protein tyrosine kinase activity; protein serine/threonine kinase activity. NCBI's taxonomy places the organism in Eukaryota, Metazoa, Chordata, Actinopteri, Cypriniformes, Cyprinidae. Gene Ontology annotation, cellular component: nucleus. Gene Ontology annotation, biological process: peptidyl-tyrosine phosphorylation; regulation of RNA splicing.